AUGUCGCAAGACACGGAACAAGUAGCCCCCGCACUUGCGCCUACAGACGUAGAGGAUGUCCAACUAUUCCGGCGGUCACCACACCCUUACCUACGCCACGGGGACGAGAUACGCGGCCAGUAUCCCGAAAGAGCGCAUAGCGUGGGCCUGGAACCCCCAAGUCAUGCCGACGCAAGAUUGGGCAAGAAUGGUGCGAAGCGCAGAGAACCGGUAUCGCAAUCACCCAGCGAAAGCGGCACCGAGGCAGACGACGAAGGCUACAACCUAGUAAAAGCACUGCCUGCGCCUCCUCUGCGCCUUCACAAGGGACUUCGGGAUGCGCGGCCAAGAGAAGGCGGGCAAUGGGCUAGUAGUCCCUUGCUUACACCUACGCAAAUCGACGAUGAGGGGAGCAAGUUUUCCGACGAGUUUGUCAAUGGCGGCAGCAAUCGGGGGAAGCGAAAAGGGCUUGCGUAUCACCUCGACGAAGAGGCAAGGGCAGCCAAGCAAAAGUAUCUUCAAAGGCGGCGGAAUGAGAUGAGGUCAGCCGUCAUUUACCCCCUCCCCCCUAAAAAAAGAUCAUUGGAACAAUGGCUAAUACCAGCUUCAGCAGAAUUGCUCACACAUACUACCAUGAUUGUGACAUUACUUGGUCUAUAUCCAUUACGACUACUUUAUUACUCUUGGGGGAAACACUCGAAUCUUGCACUUCACCGGCGGAUCCAUGUGCCAGCCGCUUUCGACCCGGCCACGAUACUCUACCCGCCAAUACUGCCUGUACUAAUCGCCAUUUCGCUUUUUGCUUCGUCGCCGAAGCCUUUGCUUCCAAACAUUCUGCUUGGACUGGCAGCAUUGCCAGCCAGGAUUAUUCCUUUCAAUCCUUCGGCUUUGGGGUAUUCAUCACUUCACUGGUUAAUAUCCAUUAUGCCGCUCAUCGCGGCUGAGAACACCGAUGUACCGUCUAGACUGACGGCACAGAAGCCGUACAAGCUCAAACUACCCCCUCCGCACCAAGGGUUGGAUCCAGAGAUGCUUGUCUGUCUAUUUCCCCUACAUCAGGCACUGCUGCCGCCUUUGUACUAUCUCACUACAACGAGCCUGUUGCCAACGGAGCUGCACCUGCUGUCGAUUGGGCUCAUCAACUUAGUUUUAUUUUCCAACUCGCCUCAGGCGAUAAUACUUUGCAUUCUGCUGUGGAUGGGGGGACUGGGCGUGUUUGUAUGCUGCGGCAAGGUGCUCAAGUGGGGGGUUGCGCUCGCACGCAUCCCCCGCUGGAGGUUCCGGCGCGCAGGCCAGGUGAUUCGGGCUCGUCAAAGCUUUUUGGAAAUAUUGAACAAGAGCUUGGGGUCCGGACGUAAUGGACGUGGCUCUGCAACGAAGAAUGGCGACAGUGAUGCAGAUGAUGAUGAUGAUGAUGAUGACGCCGCUACGUUUGGAAAUGGAACCAAAGGCCUCAAGGUUGACAUAGCUCAACGCAGCACUACACGUAUCUUGUCUACGGGCCGAGCUGAGCCGCAGUCGGCAGCCGAAGCUUCAAAGAAAUCUUUUGACAAAAUUAAUGGAAAGAGGGAGGAAGCGUAUGGCGUGGGCCGCACGCGUAGCAACACUUUGCCUAUUCUCACGGCUGAAAGUCACACAUCACGGCAUCGAUUCUCACAUGGCAAACGAUGCCAAUCCAUUGCACAGUCGUACCUGGAGCUUACGCCUGCACAAGCAGCAAUGCGGAAGUGGCUGUAUGCAGCCUACUUUUACCUGGUGGUUGUGGUUUUGAUACUGGGCCCAAUCCGGUAUGCUGUCAGCAAAUACGCACUGUAUGGCCAUGAGCCAUUUGGAUGGGCGAUUAGCUACCUAUUUGGCAAUUUGCCGAGCGUGCGAUGGAAAGUAUUUGAGUGGAAUCUGGACUGGUGGAUAGCACUGCCGCUGAGAGACAUGUCGGAUGAGAUGGCUGCAGGGACACAGGACAUGGCACUUGGCGAACGGGUUGGGCUUGUGCUGCUAGGCGAAGCCAACACACGGCUGUUGCUGUGCAUAUACUGCAUGGGCACCAUUGUGGCGGGCCUUGUCGCAGUGUUUUCACUGUCUGCUGUUGUUGAGGUGGACACGCGCCGCAAGGUGUUUCACGGAACCAUGGUGGCCAUGCUGCUGCCGACCAUCUACGUCGACCCAUGCUUUGUUGCGCUAGCCCUGGCGCUUGUCCUGGCCAUUUUCAUUCUGCUGGAUCUGAUUCGCGCCUCGCAGCUUCCGCCGCUGUCGAAGCCGAUUGCUAGAUUCCUCACGCCGUAUGUAGACGGGCGGGAUCUCCGCGGACCCGUGGUGGUUUCGCACAUUUUCCUUCUCAUCGGGUGCGCGAUUCCGCUGUGGCUGUCUCUGGCGGGGGUAGAGCGAAGUGGGGGAGAGCCGUGGCGAGAGUGGGGGGUCAAGAGUCGAGACAUUAGCAUGGUGUCGGGAGUGGUUUGUGUAGGCAUGGGAGACGCAGCAGCAUCGCUCAUCGGGCGGCGCUAUGGACGUCGCAGGUGGCCGUGGGCAGGUGGCAAGUCACUCGAGGGCUCGCUGGCUUUUGCGGUUGCGGUGACGGUUGGGCUUGUGUUUGGCAAGGCAUGGCUGUACUUUGGAUGGGGGAGCAGUGGUCAGAUGGCGCCAAAGACGGCGGGGAGGUGGGUGACGGAGGCCGCGAUGACGGUGGGAAAAGCCGGUAUUUGCGCAGCAGGAGCGAGCCUGAACGAGGCGGUGCUCACAGGCGGCAACGACAACGUGAUUGUGCCCGUGGUGCUGUGGGUUCUGGUGCGAGGGGUCAGGCUGUGAGGAGGCCGUGGCAGCGGGCGUCAGGUGGCAUGCAGGUACCGAGGGUGCUCAGGCAGGCAGGAGGCUCAACUAGAGACGGGGCUAUAUAUGGAAUGAAUGCAAGAGUCUGCCGACCCG
This is a messenger RNA of Bipolaris maydis ATCC 48331, 2898 nucleotides long. Lineage: Eukaryota; Fungi; Ascomycota; Dothideomycetes; Pleosporales; Pleosporaceae. The record is from RefSeq and is a predicted model, not a curated record.